Molecule: messenger RNA, 495 nt
Organism: Colletotrichum siamense
Lineage: Eukaryota; Fungi; Ascomycota; Sordariomycetes; Glomerellales; Glomerellaceae
Exons: 1
Coding region: 1-495 (164 amino acids)
Source: RefSeq, a predicted model, not a curated record
AUGUCAUCCGCGAACACGAAAACGGCCCCGGCCGCUCUGGCUCUUCCCCCGAACGUAUCAAUAUUUACGCCGAAGGAUGCAAUCGCGACAAAGGACCUUCUGAACGGCAAGGUCUUCACCCGCCUUACUAUCACGGACAAGACACAACCGGCACAAAUCUCGGCGGCGCUGAAGAAUGCAAAAAUCAGCGAAACCUUCUGCCUCACCCACCAGAACGUCAUCUUGAUUUUUGAUCAGGAUCAAGAUACCCACCAUGAGCAUUUCCGGGUCGUAUGCUUGGCUCUGAGAGAUGCGGACAUCGGAUUGAGCGUUUCUGGAUGCAUUCACGACGCUCCGGAGGUCUUGCAGGCUGGGUUUCAACUGGACACGCUAAACUCGGGCUCAAUCCUGGUCAUUGAUUUGAUGCAUGACGACGACGAUGAUGAUGAUUCGGACGAUGAAGAGGCCAGCCUCGCUGCCUUGAUGAACGGAGAGUCUGGCACGACGACAUCUUGA